GCUUAAUCUUCUUGUUCUGAAAGAAAAAAACCAGACACAACAAUGGUUUGCAAUUUGUGUUCUUCCCUUGUGUCUGUGUUUGCGAUUUUCUUGGUUGCUUCAACCUCGUAUGCAAUCCCAGAAAGUGAAGUGAAAACCAUAUGCAGCCAAACUCAAAACUCUUCGUUUUGUUUGGCUCUUCUCAUGUCAAACCCUAACCCUAAUGCAGGCCUUGUUAACGUAACACAGUACACAAUUGACGUUGCAAGAGCAAAUGUGACGAACACCAUAAAAUUGAUUAAUGAUCUGAUUGGUCAUAGUAAUGGAAGUUCGAAAAGUCACUACACAGAAUGUUUGGAUCAUUUUGGUUCAGAAGGUGCUCUUGGUGACAUUGAUUACACUCAAGAGAUGCUACAGAAAGGAGAUUAUCAAGGUGUGAAUGUGGCUGCUUCUGCAGUAUCAGAUGAUGUUGAAGAUUGCAUUUCAGGAGAGUCACCAAGUGAUUCUCCUUACGAUGAUCCUUCUGAUCUUCCAAAAUAUGCUGCAGUUAUUCAAUCUGUUCUUGGUGUUAUUCUUGUUCUGUCAAAAUAUUUAAGGCACUGAAAUUCUUGUUCUAUCAAAAUGUUUAGGGCACUGAAUUAUUUCAUACUAAUUAAUUCUGCAAAAUGAUUACGAAUAAGUUUUGUUAAGAUUAUGAUGAUGAUUAUUGGCUCUGUUGAUGAUUAGGUUUUGUUGGAA
This is a messenger RNA of Vigna unguiculata (cowpea), 717 nucleotides long. Its product is annotated as pectinesterase inhibitor 1-like. Gene Ontology annotation, molecular function: pectinesterase inhibitor activity. Lineage: Eukaryota; Viridiplantae; Streptophyta; Magnoliopsida; Fabales; Fabaceae. The record is from RefSeq and is a predicted model, not a curated record. Gene Ontology annotation, biological process: negative regulation of catalytic activity.